Molecule: messenger RNA, 1571 nt
Organism: Diachasma alloeum
Lineage: Eukaryota; Metazoa; Arthropoda; Insecta; Hymenoptera; Braconidae
Gene: Idh3b
Product: isocitrate dehydrogenase [NAD] subunit beta, mitochondrial
Exons: 6
Coding region: 107-1234 (375 amino acids)
Biological process (GO): tricarboxylic acid cycle; isocitrate metabolic process
Cellular component (GO): mitochondrion
Molecular function (GO): magnesium ion binding; oxidoreductase activity, acting on the CH-OH group of donors, NAD or NADP as acceptor; NAD binding
Source: RefSeq, a predicted model, not a curated record
UUCCUCUCACUGCAACUGCCCAGUGCUCUCGUCUUCAGGGGGGGGCCAUUUCUCUCCUCCUAAUUCUAAAAAAAAAUUGUAAAUCGAACCGAGCCCAAUCAGUAUAAUGGCACUGUUAAUGAGAAAUGCCUGCAGGGCCCUGUCUCAGACAGCCCAGAAAGGUGUAGUCAGAAAUUUGAGCUCCUCAGCAGUUCUUCAGCAGCAAGAAACUGUGAUCGAGCAAGAGGGCAAGACCAAGUGCACCCUCAUCCCUGGAGAUGGUGUUGGGCCGGAGCUCGUUGUUUCAGUCCAACAGGUGUUCAAAGCUGCCAAUGUUCCUGUGGAAUUUGAGCCUUAUUUCUUGUCUGAAGUCAACCCGACAUUGAGUGCACCACUGGAACAAGUUUCCAAUAGUAUUGCGAGAAAUCGGGUUUGCCUCAAGGGUAUUUUGGCCACUCCAGAUCACUCCCACACUGGAGAGCUCGAAACUCUGAACAUGAAACUCCGAAAAAGUCUAGAUUUGUACUCGAACGUGGUGCACGUCAAAUCAUUGCCUGGCGUUAAGUCUCGUCAUUCUAACGUCGAUUGUGUCAUAAUCCGAGAACAGACGGAGGGGGAGUACUCAGCACUCGAGCACGAGUCUGUACCUGGUGUCGUCGAGUGCCUGAAAAUCGUGACUGCCUCCAAAUCACAGCGAAUUGCCAAAUUUGCGUUUGAUUACGCUGUCAGGAAUAACCGGAAGAAGGUCACCUGUGUGCACAAAGCUAAUAUCAUGAAAUUGGGUGAUGGGCUUUUCCUGAAAUCUUGUCAAGAAAUUGCAAAACUUUAUCCUAGGAUUGAUUUCGAAACGAUGAUUGUUGACAACUGCACCAUGCAGAUAGUAUCUAAUCCACAUCAGUUCGAUGUUAUGGUUACCCCUAAUUUAUACGGAAAUAUUGUUGAUAAUAUUGCUUCGGGUCUAGUCGGUGGUGCUGGAGUUGUAGCUGGAGCAAGUUACAGCGCUGAAUGCGUUGUAUUUGAACCCGGUGCGAGGCACACAUACUCCGAGGCUGUAGGAAAGAACGUUGCAAACCCAACAGCCAUGAUCCUCUGUGGUGUUAAACUCCUGAAUCACAUAAACAUGAAGCGUUAUGCGGCGCAAAUUCGUGAGGCGUUGAACCGUGUCCUGAACGAUGGAAAAAUUCUCACCAAAGAUUUGGGUGGCCAGAGUUCUACGAGUGAAUUCACCAACGCAGUCAUCAGCUGCCUCCGUUAAAGUGCUCCUGUGUGCGUUAUCUUUCAAGAAAGAAAAUAAAUGAAGAAAUCAACGUAGGACAAUCGUGAUUAUUGAAAUAGCCUGUUUUCCCGACAUCGCCGUCGAUAUUAGAGAUGAGGGUGGAAAAGUGGAAAGACAGCCUUCACCAGAAUUUCAUUUUUUUUCUGUCAUUUCCAUGUCUAUUUAUUGAGAUAAUAAUUUCUCGAAUUCAUUUGUUGUAACGGAGACUCACGACUUCGAUCGUCUUGUAUUGUAAUUAUUGAAUGUACUACUGGAGAUAUGAAAUUCUGUUGUGUAGAUAGCUAUUAUUGGAAGUAAAGACAGUGUAUUACGUUAA